Messenger RNA from Pseudoliparis swirei, 3889 nucleotides. Its product is annotated as inactive rhomboid protein 2-like. Gene Ontology annotation, molecular function: serine-type endopeptidase activity. Bases 120 to 2642 code for a protein of 840 amino acids. The transcript has 18 exons. Gene Ontology annotation, cellular component: endoplasmic reticulum membrane. The record is from RefSeq and is a predicted model, not a curated record. Gene Ontology annotation, biological process: regulation of epidermal growth factor receptor signaling pathway; regulation of protein secretion. Lineage: Eukaryota; Metazoa; Chordata; Actinopteri; Perciformes; Liparidae.
AAGAGGGAAGUAGUGACACGCUGCUGGACAGUCGCUGACAGUAACGUCGCUCCUCGGACGUAAAACCAUCCACUCAUGAAUAACGACCCACGUAUUUCUUCUUGGAGCAGUCUGACAGGAUGGCAUCACACGGGGGGGAGGAGCCUCCUCUAAACGGCGGUCAAUCCGAUAGCCGUCUCAAGAGCAAGAAGCCGCCCAGCCUUGUUAUAGCCAUCCCUCCACCUGAGGGGAUGGCGUCCCACGACCCCGCCAAGCAGCCACUACGGCCGUCCCUGAAGAAAAGCGCCAGCGGUCAAGCAACCGGUUCUGUGUCCGACGGCGUCAGUGGAGCCAGAGAAGGAGCAGGAGAUGGAGGCUUCUCCUUCAGAGACAGGAGGGCAAAGUUUGGAAGACAAGCGUCGCUCUCGCAAAGCAUCCGCAGGAAUACAGCGCAGUGGUUUGGGGUGGGGGAGGACUGUGAGACCGAGCAGCAGCUAUGGCAACGGAAGAGCCUGCGCCACUGCAGCCAGCGCUACGGCAAGCUGAAGGCCCAGUACAGAGAGCCGGAGACGGCCUCCAGCAUCGACCAGGGCCUGGACUCGCCAGGAGCUCACAAGAUGCCCAAGAUUGUGGAUCCCCUGGCACGGGGGCGAGCCUUCCGUUGCCCAGAUGAGAUGGACAAUCGCUCCCCGAGGACGCCACACACCGCCGAGGGGGGGCCCUUCACCCCGGGGGUCACCUCACUCACCUCCAUCACCAGCCAGCGCUCCGGGUACAGCCGCUUCCCCAAGCGCAAGAGGGAGUCUGUCGCCCGCAUGAGCAUCCGAGCUGCAUCCAACCUGCUGAUGGGUCGUAGCGGCCUGGCAGGCUCUCAGACGGGUCGCAGCUUCCCCAAGAGGAGCUUUGCCAGGCCCAGCUGGAUGGACGAGGACACCGUGGACUCGGCAGACACGUCCAAGUCACUCUUCUUCAGCAAGGUUGAUGCCCAUGAUGAGUUGUACUCUAUGGCCGAUGACGUGUUUGAAUCGCCUCCCAUUUCUGCAGCUUUCGCUCCCAGCGAACAGCCUGACCAGAAGUUCCCAAGCAUUAAGGACGUAUCUCGAACGCCCAGGACACCAGCAGUAGGAGCUGAAAAGGGCCAGCCUCGCCGUGGCCGUCGCAUCGCCUCCCAAGUGAAGCACUUUGCAUUUGACAAACGCAAGCGUCAGUACGGUAUGGGCGUUGUGGGGAAGUGGCUGAACCGCCACUACAGACGCAGCCUCAGCAGCAACAUCCAGAAGCAGCUGGACGACUUCCACAGCCACAGGCCCUACUUUUCCUACUGGAUCACAUUUGUCCAUGUAGUGAUCACUCUGCUGGCCUGCUGCACGUACGGUUUUGCCCCCUUGGGGUUUGCACAACAUUCUAUGUCUGAACUGGUGCUGAAGAACAAAGGUGUUUAUGAGAGUGUCAAGUUUAUCGAACAGGAGAACUUCUGGAUCGGUCCUAGCUCUGACGACCUGAUCCACCUGGGCGCCAAGUUCUCACCGUGCCUCCGUAAAGACGCACAGAUAGUCAGUCUGAUCCAGAGGGCGAGAGACCAGGAGAGAGAGUCCGGCUGCUGCGUUCAGAAUGACAACUCCGGAUGCGUGCAGACCCUCAGCUUCGACUGCUCCGAGACACUGGCCACCUUUAUUAAAUGGAAGGAUGAGCCGGUGGAGAUCAACAGGUCCUCUGGUUCUGUCUGUCACCAAGAUCCCAGAGUGUGUGAAGAGCCUGCCUCUGGAGUGCCUCAUGUAUGGCUAGAUGACAUCACCAAGUGGCCGGUGUGUACCUUUCCCAUAAAGUCGAACCACACAGGCUACAGACACAUGGACUGUAACAUCAAGGGACGACCGUGCUGCAUAGGAACUAAGGGCAGAUGUGAGAUCACGACCAGAGAGUAUUGCUCUUUCAUGCAUGGUUACUUCCACGAGGAGGCCACACUCUGUUCACAGAUCCACUGUCUGGAUGACGUGUGCGGCUUGUUGCCGUUCCUCAACCCCGAUGUUCCUGACCAGUUCUACCGUCUCUGGCUCUCUCUCUUCCUCCAUGCUGGGUUAUUGCACUGCCUGGUGUCGGUGGUGUUCCAGAUGACCAUACUGAGAGACCUGGAGAAGCUGGCUGGUUGGGUCCGCAUCUCCAUCAUCUAUAUCCUCAGCGGUAUCACUGGAAACCUCGCCUCCGCCCUGUUCCUGCCCUACAGAGCUGAGGUGGGUCCAGCGGGGUCUCAGUUUGGACUCCUCGCCUGCCUGUUUGUCGAGCUGUUUCAAGGUUGGCAGAUCCUGGAGAAGCCGUGGAAAGCCUUCCUCAAGCUGCUGGGCAUCGUCCUCUUCCUCUUCCUGUGCGGCCUCCUGCCGUGGAUCGACAACAUCGCCCACAUCUUCGGUUUCCUCAGCGGCUUGCUGCUCUCCUUCGCCUUCCUGCCCUACGUCACCUUCGGGAACUUCGACAAGUACCGGAAGCGCGUCCUCAUCGCCGUCUCGAUGGUGGUCUACACCGGGCUGUUCUCCUCGCUCAUCGUUUGGUUUUACAUUUACCCGAUCAACUGGCACUGGCUGGAGCACCUGACCUGCCUGCCCUUCACAAACAAGUUCUGUGAACGCUACGACAUCGACCAUGACAUUAACGAUGUGGUGCACUAAUCCCGAGGCUGCCGAUGGCGUGACUGUGCUGCCGAUCCACCCGCCAGUGGUCCGGUCAGCUGUUUCCCGGUCAUCUCCGUGGCCUUUUAAGAAUGUCAGAAUAUUUUUGUAUUAUUUGCUCAUCAAAGGAACUGAUCAUCAGUCUCUUCUCCUCGGCCUUCACCUCCCUCAAACUCUCCUCCUACUUUGUAAUCCUGUCGAGUCUGGCACUGCCAAGCAUGGAGGACGGGAAGGGAGACUCGGGACGACUGAAACUACAAAGAGCCGGGUGGACCAAAGAAAAUGUUCGACAGAGCGAGAGGCGGUCUGCUUCCUUCAGCUCAAAGUCCCCAUGAAUCUAAAGAAGCCAAAGGAAUCACCGCUUCCCUUCAGCCCUGUGGACGACAAGCGGCUGAGACGGAUGCCGUGGUGGGUCACCGGGUGUCUUGACUGAGAUCCAUCAGAGGCCUCCUGCCACUAGUUCACGUUGGGAACCGCUGGCUUUAACGCAACACGCCGCCAUUCAGUCCGGCGGCUUUUAUCCAUUUCAACAGUCGUGAAUAUGGAGGCAUACCGAUGUUGUUUGGAGCAGUGAAAUGUUCCGCUCAAAGUGUUCCUAGUAUUACCUGUGCAGAUGAAAUAUUUCAAGUGAAAUGCCAGUGGUCAACUCCAGUAAGAUGUCUAUCUCAAACCACUAGCAGCCUUAAACAGACUAUGCCAUUGUACAAGGAAGCCUCAUUUGACUUGUGCAUACUUCUCGUGAUCCACUGGCGGCAUGCUGAGGAGAACAUCCCAAAGCAGCUGCUUAUAUGCACACAUGUUGUUCUUUCUAAUCGCUCUCGUUUUCUGUGCGUCACUGCGACAAAAUCCUCAGUCAAGCUCUACUUAGGUCUCACAUUUGGUCCCAUUUGUCCGCCAGCACGGGGGUGCCGCCACUCUGAAAACAUUUGUGAAAUGUAUAUUUAUUCCAGGAGUGAACAACAGGCAUUGUUGCGAGAGAUCUCUCCCUCUGGCUCCCGUCUUUUUCGCUUGGAUCUAGUUUGAUGUUUGCGUAAUGUCAACGCCACCAUCUGUUUAUGAAACGUACUGUCUAGUAAGCGUGAGCUCGUCAUAGAAAACCUCUUCACUGUGCCUUCUGCGAGUGUUUGAUCGGACCCGUCCUCAUCGGGGACGGUGCGUGCUGCAGUUUCACCGCUGUGUUUUCGUUGGGACCAAAUCAUUUCACUUUUUUCUAUUUGUUGGAAUAAAAAGGGAUCGUUUCAAUUACA